This is a messenger RNA of Exophiala oligosperma, 1964 nucleotides long. RefSeq names its product ribosome biogenesis protein nsa2. The coding region runs from base 194 to 979 and encodes 261 amino acids. The transcript has 2 exons. Lineage: Eukaryota; Fungi; Ascomycota; Eurotiomycetes; Chaetothyriales; Herpotrichiellaceae. Gene Ontology annotation, biological process: maturation of LSU-rRNA; maturation of 5.8S rRNA. The record is from RefSeq and is a predicted model, not a curated record. Gene Ontology annotation, cellular component: nucleolus; preribosome, large subunit precursor.
CCGGGUAAACUCCGCAUCUACAAUUCAAAGGCCAAACUUUUUCUUUUAUUCGAAUUCCAAUUCUCCCUACAGACAGUCAUAGACUUUUGAACUCGCCAAACCUCUUGACCCUCCCGUUCACUUGUUUGUCUUUCUUCUUUUUACUCAUAGAACAAGUCCGUUCGCUGUCCAGGCGACAACCACCACCGUCACCAUGCCUCAAAAUGAGUACAUGGAAAGGUUUCAAAAACUGCACGGCAAACGUCUCGACCACGACGAACGAGUCCGCAAGAGACAAGCGAGAGAAGGGCACGCACAAUCGGAAAAGGCACAGAAUCUCCGUGGGCUGAGGGCCAAACUGCACCAGAAACAACGCCAUGCCGAAAAGAUCCAGAUGAAGAAGGCCAUCAAGGCCCAGGAAGAAAAGGACGUCAAAUCCGCCACUCCCAGCGAACCUUCCUCUACCCCGUUGCCCAAUUACCUGCUCGACAGAUCCCAAGCCAACAAUGCCAAAGCCCUGUCGAGUGCGAUCAAGAAUAAAAGAAAUGAAAAGGCCGCGAAAUUUUCAGUUCCCUUGCCCAAAGUGAAAGGUAUCAGCGAGGAAGAAAUGUUUAAAGUCGUCAAGACGGGAAAAAAGACUGCCAAAAAGAGUUGGAAGAGAAUGAUCACACAACCUACGUUCGUGGGACCGGAUUUCACACGGAGACCCGUCAAGUACGAGCGAUUUAUCAGGCCCAUGGGUUUGAGGUACAAAAAAGCAAACGUCACGCACCCGGAACUGGGAGUGACGGUGCAGUUGCCCAUCAUAUCCGUCAAGAAAAAUCCUCAGAACCCGUUAUACACUCAGUUGGGUGUCUUGACGAAAGGAACUGUCAUUGAAGUCAAUGUAUCCGAAUUGGGUCUCGUCACUACAGGUGGAAAGGUUGUUUGGGGCAAAUACGCUCAAGUCACAAACGACCCAAGUAGAGAUGGAUGUCUGAACGCAGUACUAUUGGUUUGAAGUGGGACACACCGACGAACACACCCAUACAGCACUUUGCUUUCACAAUAUCCAAACUCGUCAAGAGAUAUCCAACAAUCAUCACUAUUCACGAAUUUCUUUUGUGGGCGACGGACGAAAAAGCAUACUUGCAUACUUGCAUACGUGAACAACUACAACUCUUCUGCAAAGAUGGCAUGGUCACUAUACCCCAUCGCCUUGACUGCAAUCUUUGCACUCUGCAAAACUCUGUCUUUUAAACUCAAUGUCUGGCCAGGUUUUUCGACUGUUUGGUGAUCGCAUUAUCAAGCACCCAUCAGCAUGAAUUUUUUUAGAGAAGGGAGAAGAGAGAGACAGAAGGACGAUGCGGAUAAACAAACUCACAAACAUUGGUCAUCUUGGCGAAAACACCAUACGUCGCCUUGAACUCGAACGGCUUGAGAGCUUUCCAAAUCUGCAUCACCGUGUCUGGUGGCAAUGGGAUGAAAUUCGGGAUACUCCACAAGAAUUGAUAGGAUAUCGUGUCAUUUCUCUUGCCGGGGUCCGGAUUAUGUCCCGAAGCCACGGCGAAAAUUGUGUCCGCGACAAACAAUGUCGGGAUGGGAGUGUUUGGUGGCGCAGAAUGCAAGACCAUACUCCCUGGAAAAUGACCCCCGCAUAUCACCGCCGUGAGACCUGGGAGGAGUUCCGUCGCGGGCUCUUUGAGGAAUUUGAGUGUUGCGGUCGGACAAUCUUUGCGGUUCAUCCAGACCGAGUCAACUUCGGGAAUAUACACUGGACAUUGAAAAGUAGUGGACCAAUCUGCCCAUGUUCUGGAACAACAACAAUAUCCAUGUCAGAUGUACUGGCGAAAUUAUGAUGACUCGAACAGGGAUAAGACGACAGGAACAAUGGAAUGCCAGAGUGUCGAUGAUGGUGCAGGUACUGAUACUGGUUGGUACUGGGAAAGUGGUACCUACGUAUAAAAAUGUGGAUGAGAAAUGACUAUGAAUUUUAAUCCUCCUAA